AUGCAUGAGUGGCAAUGCACAAUCCAAGGACAAAGAGACUUAAUCUUGAUUCGAGAUUUGCCAAUUUUUGCCGUCAAGGCAGCUGACAAUAAUAUCGGAGCGUUGUCGCACAAAGAGAUGGUCACUACAAGUGACACAGUUGAGCUUUCGGUGCAUCCUUCUCUCUAUUCAAUGCACCUAAAUCCCUCAAAUAUCAUGGAAACGAUGCUCACUCCAGUUGCCCCUCCAAACCUCUGGUUUGCCUUAAAAAUCCUUCGAUAUGCGUAUCCAACACUCGUCUUUUUCUACUUCUUCAUCGCGCUCGGCCGUACAGUGUGUUAUAUGCAGACGGAGAAAUCACGUAAUCAGGACCAAUAUGUCCGUCGUGGGUUGAUAUUGUGCUUAAUCGCCGGUCUCACUGGAACAUAUGCUGUCGAAAUUAUCGUUGCUAUUAUCAAAUCGUCAGUUGAAGGCUGGAAUCCUGGACAAGAUCGUGUUGUUUACCUCAUUUCAUCGCUUCUAGUUUUUAUGGUUGAGAUAAUCGCACUAGCGGACACGAAAUUUCCGGAAUGGUAUCCAUACUAUGGAACUUGGUUCAUCGGUCUCUUCGUGGAACUCUGUCUAAUCAUUUUCCCAAAUGUGUUCACCCCACCGACUAACUCAGCUUUUGAUUAUAUAUUUCUUACUGUUCAAGUUAUAAGGAUCUUCAAUCUUACUGCUCUACCUAUUAUCUACUUCUAUCUCCGUAAUUCAGACAAAACUCAGGACGGUGCUGACGCGGAACGCCAAUCACUACUGAAAAAGCCGUCCGUUCCGUCUAGCUCAGGAAGUUCCACCUUGAAUGGAAAUGGUUAUGGUACAACUGAUCAGACUACUGAUCAAGGUUCCCAGAGUGCAGAGGAUGAUUCGGAUACUGCUAGUGUGGCUUCAGAAGAUUCUUAUCUGGAACGGCAGCGCAAGUCAAAAGAGGCUGUUGCAAAAAGACUGGAGCAAGACGGUAACUGGUGGACCUACCUCAAAGGGUUUUCUGUGAUCCCGAUGGUCAUCGAUCUAGUCAUUGCAUUUAUCUAUUUCGGUGCCUUCGGACCUUACAUGUUUCUUGUCCUAGUCGUCACCUUCAUAUCUUACAUGUACGCAACCGUGAAAUUGAUUUCCAUGAGAGCCAAUCAACGCAGGGAUUAUAUAACCUUUUACAGAAAGGAAUGGACAGUUGGGCAAGAAUCAUUGGAUAGCUGGACAACUGCUAAUUUGUUUAACAUGGUGCCCUACGAGAACAAACGAUACUCGGGAGGGCCAUUGGCAUUUCUUGCCAAUGCAUAUAGAACGAUCUCUAGUUCCUUGAUAGAUGCCGAGCGCCUUCUUGAACUGUUCAAGACGGAGCCUUCGAUUAAAGAAACGCCCGGCGCUAAAGACCUCGAGAUUAGUAAAUGUGAAGUUGAGUUCAACGAUGUAUGCUUUUCUUAUGACGAACGAAAGCCUAUCUUGAAGAAUGUCAGUUUCUUUGCUCCGGGUGGAAAGACAAUCGCAUUUGUUGGUGAAACUGGCGGUGGUAAAUCAACAAUGUUGAAACUAAUGGAUCGUUUUUAUGACGUCAAAUCGGGAAGUAUCAAAAUCGACGGUCAAGAUAUUCGGGACAUCACGAUGCAUAGUCUUCGUAGCCAUGUCGGUGUUGUUCCACAGGACCCUACUCUAUUCAACGACACCAUCAUGAACAAUAUUCGAUACGCUCGUUUGGACGCAACGGAAGAUGAAGUAUAUGAGGCAUGUAAAGCCGCUGCCGUUCAUGAUAAGAUUUUGAAAUUCGCGGAUGGCUACAAUUCUAAAGUUGGUGAUCGUGGUGUGAAACUCUCUGGUGGAGAGAAACAGCGUGUUGCUAUUGCUAGGGCUAUUCUGAAACAACCAACGAUCAUUCUUCUCGACGAAGCUACCAGUGCUAUUGAUACAGAGACUGAACAGAAAAUUCAGGAAGGAUUCAAAGCACUGUGUAAAGGUCGAACAACCUUUAUUGUCGCAUCCAAAUCAAGAUCAAAGAGUCCUGCAAAGAAAGAUGCAACCAUUGUCAAUGAUCUGACUGAGCAAAAGAAGACGGUUGAUCUUGCGAAAGCGGUGAGAGGAGUUAAAGAUCAUAAUCACACUCAAGACGACCGAGAGGGGGCCGAGGAUGGUACAAACUCCAACAGUCAGUCAAAAGAUGAAACAAAACGCAGAGAAGAUGCACUCAAACCAACACCGAUGCUACUAAAAACGAACCCUUCAAAAUUGAGUGCCACAAGUCUCAAGGGAUCUAAGCUCUUUCUAUCGAAAUCAGAGCCCAAGGGCCCCCAAACUUUAGCUCAAACAAAGCAACUUCUUGGCGAAACUCCUCGUCCUAUUCCUACUCAUCGGCCUGUUACUACCCCUAGCUCAGCAACAAUCCCUCCGCUUUCUGCCUCUACCACUCCGCAUCCAGCUACCACGACUCCUCACCCUACCACCACCCACCCUUACAGUCCCCAACGCAAAUGUGUCUCAGCCCAAACAAUUGAUCAACCUUGUAAAGCUCAGUUAUCAGCAAGUCCUCCCAGACCUCCAAUCUUGAGCCAGCCACGAUCACUAUUUUGCACCGGUAAUUUACCACUUCCAAUCCAUGGGAAAAAUGUGCUUGAGCACUCCAAUCCGUGGAAUGAAGGACAUCCUUGUCAAUCUCCUUCUACACACUCGGUGCUUUCGCAUACUGGUUUCAAGCACGAGAAAAUACAUGAUGAAUGUAAGUCGGAGAGUGGUAAGGUAGAAAGUGGUAGAAUUGAGGGGAAUGUACAAGAAAAGGUGGAUAAAUUGGAUAAAGGACUACCUGAGGGAUUGCCCACAGGUGCAAUGUUUAUUCAACUACCCAAGCAGGCGAAUGUGCAGGUUAAGGAGAAGCAGUGCAAAUCAUCUACCGCUGAGAAUACUGCUAAAAGUACUGCGUCUGAGCUUACCCCUUUGCUCCCCUCCAAGGAAUCAUCCGUCCGAACCAGCCCAAAAUCCUCAGCUUACAAGAAAGAGACUAAGGAUUUCAAUAAAGGGUUGAAGAAACAAUCGGCAAAAGAAAGACGAAAGGCAGCUUCUUCCUCGCAAACUAUUAGUGAGCCAGUUGAAGCUAUAGCUCAAGUUCUUAGUGUCCAAACUGCUACUGCAAAACCGGGAAGCCCAAUCAAGAUUCAAACGAAAGAAGCAGUCAGAGAGCAAAAGAAAAGAGAAAAAGAAGAACGGAAAUCAGAGUCUUUAAGAAAGAAAGAAGAGAGUAUUAAGAAGAAAGCGGAGAAGAAAUUGAAAAGACAUGGUAUUGGUAAUGUUGUUGCUGCCGGUGAUGAGGGUGAAGUGACGAGUUAUGGAACUGCGACUUCGGAUUUCGCGACGAAUAGUUCGAUGAAUGCGAAUGCAAAUGCGAAUGAGGUGGAAAUGAAUAGUGUUUUUACCGGUGGUACGGAUGGAAUUGUUGAAGCUUAUACGGAUAUUCCGGCACAGAUUCAGAUUCAGAAUGAGAUUGAAGUAAGGGAUUUAAUGAUUCCUACCGCGGAACAAGUAGCUGCAGAUUCUCAAUAUCCUUCUAAAAAUCGAAGAAUGGACUCGAAGAGUGAACCUAGAAAUACCGUUACUUUUGAUCUAGAUGGUGCGCAUGAGGGAUCGCGGGAAACACAGGCAUCUAUAUCUUUGAUUGAUAGAGAUGGGGGCAUUGAUGCAAGUGAAGAUAGCACGAAUACUCUCGUUAGAAUUCCCCAAAUUAACAGAGGAAGCGGAGUUGGAAUAGGAAUAGGAAUAGGAAAUGGAAUAGGAAACACCAAACCUACAGAAAGAAAAGGUAUAUUAAAAAACGUCGCACAGGAAAAAAGAAGAGUUAGUGCACCAGCAAGAGAAAGUAUCAUGUAUGAUAUCCCGAAGAGGAGAGAGAGGGUUCCGACGCCGAUGGCGAUGGUGGGGGGGUUAAUAGGACCGGGUUUGGGGGGUUUGGGGGGUGGGAGUGCCGGUUAUGGAGGGGAUGGGGGAGAGGGAGGGGAGGGGGUUGCUGGGGCCUCCGGUUUCGUUGAAUUUGAAUUUGUUGGGGGGGACUUGGUUUGCGGGGAUUUGGAGGGGUUGCAGGAUUUGGAGGGUUUGGAGGGGGGAGAGCUCUGUGGCUGGGUGCUGGGGUUGGGGACUGCGGCUGGGCUGAGGAAAAUUUAUUUGGGUUGGUGUCGUUGA
This is a messenger RNA of Sclerotinia sclerotiorum 1980 UF-70, 4176 nucleotides long. RefSeq lists its product as hypothetical. Bases 1 to 4176 code for a protein of 1391 amino acids. Gene Ontology annotation, molecular function: ATPase-coupled transmembrane transporter activity; ATP hydrolysis activity; ATP binding. Gene Ontology annotation, cellular component: membrane. Gene Ontology annotation, biological process: transmembrane transport. The record is from RefSeq and is a predicted model, not a curated record. The transcript is spliced from 13 exons. NCBI's taxonomy places the organism in Eukaryota, Fungi, Ascomycota, Leotiomycetes, Helotiales, Sclerotiniaceae.